Molecule: messenger RNA, 1623 nt
Organism: Penicillium coprophilum
Lineage: Eukaryota; Fungi; Ascomycota; Eurotiomycetes; Eurotiales; Aspergillaceae
Product: Zn(II)2Cys6 transcription factor
Exons: 2
Coding region: 1-1623 (540 amino acids)
Biological process (GO): positive regulation of transcription by RNA polymerase II
Cellular component (GO): nucleus
Molecular function (GO): transcription cis-regulatory region binding; zinc ion binding; DNA-binding transcription factor activity, RNA polymerase II-specific
Source: RefSeq, a predicted model, not a curated record
AUGCCGCCAGAUCGACGCGUGCAGCGAAUCGUCCGAGUAAGAACUGGUUGUUUGACCUGCAGGCGUCGUAAGAAGAAAUGUGACGAGACACGUCCAAUCUGUGCUGGCUGUCAACGCAAUGACCUGGGCUGCCAGUGGCCCCAAAUCGUACCUGGCAGGAGAGAUUCCAGCCACGACGAAGCCCAAGUAUCUGCGGCAGAACGCCGACCAAAUGUUUUCGAUGCCAUCGAGCAGCUCGAUGAGAUGCCGAUGCCUAGGAGCCCCUUGUCGCAACGAGCACCAUCUGUUUCAUCGAGUGCAGGUCACUCUGUGACUAUUGGAGACCGGUCUGAAGACACAACACUGCAUGAUGAGACCCAUAAUCAACGCCGACUGUCAACAGCCAUCAGGUCUCCCACUACUAGUGAGGCACUCGUCACAUCUGCCUCAACAGGAAAUGUGCCGCCUCACAGCCUCUCUCUGAUGCCUGGUUACGAUGCCGAAUCUUAUCAACUUCUCAGUCAUUACCUGGCCACAACAGCUGAUUGUAUGGCAAAUGGCUCCACUCCUAUUAACCCGUUCCUGGUACAGAUUGUACCUCUGGCAUUUUCUAGUAACUUGCUGUUGCAGCUGGUAAUCACUCAAAGCGCUGCUCACCGCGCAUUUCGAUCACGGGAUGAAUCAGACACAAUUGCCCAUAGUCACUACACAAAAGCCCUCCAGCAUUUCCGCCGGGGAGUAACGGACUUUAUCGAUGGGAAAGAAUCGAAUCCACUCAUGCUUCUAGUGGGGGCACUUCUGAUGUGUUUCACCGAGACCGCAAAAGGUGAUAUGAACGGGACAAUAUUCGAUCAUCUAUCCGCGGCAAAUUCACUGUUAGUCAAAUUGCUAGCCCAGAGCGACUCGGCAGUUCCACGAGACUUGAAAGAUUUCGUGCUUGAAUACUACACCUAUACUGCGACCGUUAGCAUGAUCUCAAUCGAUGCUCGUUUUAGCGGGCAGCUUUUCUUAAACUUGGAUCUCGAACAACGGUCACGCGAAUUACUUCAAACCCAGUACGUGGGCAACUUGUGCGGUUGCUGGCUAGAACUCUUGCUGUUGGUUCCGUGCAUCUUCGAUCUCGGCCGACAGUGGAUCAUGGAUGACACCCAGGUGGUUAUUCCAACCGCUGAUGAUAUUGCCAUGUUUGCAUCCAUCCAAGCCCAGAUUUUGCGCUGGUCGCCUUAUCCCAAUGUCGGGACGGAGGUCCAUCUGGCUGGGAAGAUCUUUCAAGAAUCUAUCCUCAUCUAUCUAUACACCUCCCUGGGUGGCUUCCAAUAUACCGGAGAUGGAAUUUAUAAAGCUAUGGUGGAAAAUGCAGUGACAAAAGCCAUGUCAUACCUGAACGAGCUGUCACCCAGUGCGCGCAUCAACUCCGGCCUCUGUUGGCCGAUUGCUGUGGUGGGCUCAUGCCUUCUCAGCCCCGGCCAACAAGACUGCCUUCGAGGACGUUUGACUGCCAUGACUGAAACAUUUGGUCUUGGAAAUAUGCAUCGAACACUUCUACUCCUCGAAGCAAUGUGGCAAUCACCUGCGUCUGAGGCUGGGCCAUGGAAUAUCUGUCGAGCAAUGCAGAAAAAUCAAAUAUGGAUCUCAUUUGCGUAA